AGCCGGGCCUGGGCGACACAGGGCCUUUCUCUGCAGAUCUGGAGGCUGUCGUGGAGACUAAAAACAUCGGGGUCUCUGGUGUGGGCAGCAUCCCUGGGCAGGACUGUGGGGAGCCAGUCAGCAGAAAGACUUAGGGGAACCGAGUUCCUCCUGAACCACGAACCACCUCUGUGCGGAAAAACAACCACUUUACUUUCCAUUCUGCUGUCUGAGACAACCACAUCCUCCUCACACAUACCCCAGGCUCCCAUGGAGAGCUCAGAUGUGGAGCUGGACCUCCAGCGGAGUGUGCAGGCAGUGCUUCGAGAGCUCAGCACCCAGGCCCCAGCCCUGCAGAACAACCAAGCCAGGCAUGUGGAGAUGGUCCCUGCACAAGAAGGUCGAGCGAGAUCCUGGUAAGAGUCCGGUGCUGGUCCGAAUUCUGCUCAGAGAACUGGAAAAGGCAGAAAGCGAAGACCUCCGGCAUGUCAUCAUUCCUUUGCUGCAUACCCUACUGUACGUGCUCACUAAGGCCACCGGCAUCAGGGAGGAGCUCUACCGGAGAACCUACAACUUUUGCACGAAGCUGCUAACCCUGCCCGCCCCCUACUGCACAGUAGCCUUGGACUGCGCCAUAAGGCUGAAAACAGAGACAGCUGUCCCAGGGACGCUGUACCAAAGGCUGGUCAUUGCCGAACAGAACCUGACGAGUGAGCUGUACCCCUACCAGGAGAGAGUGUUCCUCUUCGUGGAUCCUGAGCUGGUGUCUCCCUCCGUGUGCAGCGCCCUGCUGCUGGAGAUCGAGGCGGCCCAGGCGCAGCAGACCCCGGAGGCCUGCAUGCGCCACGUGGUCUCCCACGCCCUGCAGGCCGCACUUGGGGACGCCUGCCAUGCAAGUUCCCUGCAGAGGAAGCUGAAGGCCAGCCCUCGCCACGCCCUGGAGCGCUAUUUCCACGCCGUGGUGGCAGCCGUGGAGCAGAUGGCCGGCGAACCCAACCCCAGCCGGGAGGUACACCUGGAGAGGCUAGAGGAGAUUUACUGCUCGCUGCUGGGGCCGGCGGCGGCCGCCAGGGGGAGCUGCUGCGGUGACCGCCUGCAGGACCCGCAGCCAAGCAUCCCUCUGCCCAGCCCUCACAUCACCUUCCACCUGUGGACCGAUGAGGAGCAGCUCUGGAAGGAACUGGUACUCUUCCUGCGCCCGCGAUCCCAGUUGCGCCUCAGUGCCGACUUGGAGGCCUUGGAUCUGCAGGGCCUCUGGCCGGACCGGGAGCUGGCCCGGGCAUCCAUUCUGUCCACUGACAGUGGCAUUGAGCGGGACCUCCCCGCAGGGGCCGACGAGCUGCCUGUCCCCGGCAGCCCUGAGAUGGAGCGCGCCGGGCUGCAGCGCAAAGGAGGCAUUAGGAAGCGGGUGUGGCCCCCCGACAUCUUGAUGCCUGCGUGCUGGGACGGGCCCCAGGGGCUGCACCGCAGGACGGGCAUGCCCAGUGGGGAUGGGGAGCUACUGCCCGGUGUCUCCCGGAUCCACACGGCCAGGGUGCUGGUGCUGGGGGACGACAGGAUGCUGGGGCGCCUGGCCCAGGCCUACCACAGCCUCAGGAAACGAGAGACCCAGAAGUUUUGCCUCACCCCCAGACUCAGCCUGCAGCUCUACUACAUCCCCGUGCUGGCGCCCGAGGAGCCGCCGUCAUGCAGACAUUCGGAGCUCAGAGAGCUGGCCACGUUCCUGGGCCGCGCAGACCCGUGGUACCAGAACACCGUCAACACACUAUGCCCGGCCAUCCACAAGCUGGCAGAGAUGCCCCCGUCCCUGGACACAUCCCGGACUGUGGACCCCUUCAUCCUGGAUGUCAUCACCUACUACGUUCGCAUGGGCACCCAACCCAUCUACUUCCAGAUCUAUACUGUCAAGAUCUUCAGGGACCUGAGCCAAGACCCCGCAGAGGACAUUUUCCUCACCGAGCUGAAGGUGAAGAUCCAAGACUCCAAAUCCCCCAAAGAUGGCUUUUCACCCAGGAGGAAGGGCGCGGCCGAGGGCCCAGGGGCCGAGCUGUCCAUCUGCUACCAGAAGGCCCUGCUCAGCCACCGCGCCCAAGAGGUCUCCAGUUCCCUGCGGGCCACUGGGCUGGUCCUGAAGGCCCUUCCAGCCAGUGACACUGAGGGUUCGGGGCCCACCCACGCCCUCCCAUCUGCUGCUCCAGUCAUAGACCUCAGGUGCCUGAAUGUCAGCGUGAUGGAGGUGGUCAAGUCCUCCAACUUGGCGGGCAGGUCCUUCUCUACGGUGACGAACACCUUCCGGACGGCCACCAUCCAGAUCCAGAGCCAGGACCAGAGGCUCCUCACGCUGCUGCUGGACAAGGACAGUCGGCGCACGUACAGGGAUGUGGUCAGGUUCGAGGUUGCUCCCUGCCCAGAGCCGUGUUCCGGGACACACAAGUCCAAGGCGCCGUGGCUCGGUUCACCCCAGCCGGAGGUGAAAGGGACCAAAGCCAAGCCCAAGCCCCUUCUGAUGCCCAUCAACACGUUCUCCGGCAUCGUCCAGUGAGCCUGAAGGGGCGGCAGAAGUGCUGACUCUGAGAGCCCCAGACCAAGAGGAAGGAUAUACUACCCCGCCGGCCUCCAAACCCUCACACCAGCAGCCGGGACAAGGCCUGGCUGUCCUGGGUGGCUUCUGGCUGUGAGUAGGAGCCAGCGAGUGACCAGAGCACAGGGAGCUCGGCCGUGGCAGGUGAUGGUGCAGGGCCCACACCCAGGCCCAAAGAUGGUCCCAGCAAAGCUGCACACACACAAGCAAGACCCAGCUCUGAGCACAAAUGUCCAUACGCCUUUGUUUAUUUUUAGUCCCCACCUCUCCCACUCAAGCUCCCCCCUCGCCCCUUAAAACCCAAGUGAGAGCUGCUGUUUUGUCCAGGCCCCGUGGCCUGGGGGAAAUGGGAAGCAGGGCAAAGGCACCUCCUCUCUCCUGAGUCUGUUCCUUUCCUCCCUCCAGCCACCACCCACACCCUGCGUGCCCAGGCAGGUGUCUCUCCUGGAGGAGAGGAAAAUGUCAGAUUCAAUAAAGGCACACUAAAGCCCUUUUGCUUUUAUCUAAUACCUAGUGACAUUCGGAUUUUAAUAGAGAUCCAGGGCCAUACGUGAUCUGACCUCAUGAGUCCUCUUAGGCCAGUUGGGAGUUCUGUGGAGUAUUAUUGGUGUGUUCUCUCUGGCGCCCACCCCUCUCCCCGUUCACGUGGACUUAGGGACUUCUGACCAGCACCGUCCCAGAACAGAGAUGGGGAUGCAAAGUCAUUUCAAAGGAGCCAGAUAGUAAAGACAUGAAAAUUCUUGGCUUUUGAGUUCCAAAACUUAUAUCCAGAUGCAAAAUAGGGAAGAUCAGGGACACAGAACUUCUAUCCUCACCGCCAGGACUAGGUGGGGGGCAGGAGGGAAAGUGGAGAGGGCAGGGUCCCAGGGGAGAGUGGGAGGAGGGUGUGGAAGAAUCCCUUUCAGGUUCGGGGAUCCAAGAGUACAGAGGUAGAUGCUUUACUUCCGGCCUCAUUGCCCGGGGAGUGGGGACAAGUCUGGAAGACUCCCUGUGAGAGGGGCCUCCUGGGGGUCUAGGCAGAGGGGUCCAAGGGACACCAGUAUGGCAGUGUGCCUGCCCCUCAGUGGACAUCAGCCCUGGACAGAGUGAAGACGGAGGAGUGGAUGGAUGUGAGAUCCUCCACUGAAGCUGUCCCCUCCCAAAACAGAACCCAGGGAGAGAGGGAUUAGGGACAGUCCCCAGUGAGCCUGAGUGGUUUUAAACCGGAAAUGACUGAUAUCACUGAAUUUGAGUGAGUUCACCUGGAGGUGGCUAAAUAUUAUUUCUCUGCUCUUGGCGUGAUAUACACUGAUUCCUAUCGAUUUUGGCAUUCACACAGUGACUAGAUUCUUUCAGUAAACAUUUGCAGAGUUUACCAGUUGUUAGAAUUAGGUGAGGGCGCCUGGGUGGCUCAGUUGGUUAAGCGACUGCCUUCGGCUCAGGUCAUGAUCCUGGAGUCCCGGGAUCGAGUCCCGCAUCGGGCUCCCUGCUCAGCAAGGAGCCUGCUUCUCCCUCUAACCCUCCCCCCUCUCAUGUGCUCUCUGUCUCUCUCAUUCUCUCUGUCUCAAAUAAAUAAAUAAAUCUUAAAAAAAAAAAAAAGAAUUAGGUGAGAUCUCUGGGCUCCCCAGCAGUAAUCUCUCUACCAGCUCACCAUGGAAAGCAUGUUGCAGACCAAAUUUUGCUACACAUUCAGACGGGUGUUGGCAAGCCGCCAUCCCCCUCAACCCCACCCGCCAGCCAAACUAGGUGCUCUGAGCACACCUUGCACGAAAAUUUCACGGAAUCGGUGGCUGGACGUUGGACCAUUUGGGAGUAAAGCCUAUGACACCAUUUCAAAGGGCUGGACCACUUGGGAUCUCCAGAUUCCUAUAAAUGCUUGCCCAAGGAGCAAACGCCUCCAAGAAAACUAUGACCAAUCCACUAAUAUCAGCAGUGAAAUUUCACCAGUAUCUAUCAGGCUAAUUCGUGAAACCCCUUCGGUUGAUCUAAGACUGCUGACGUGUUGGUAUUCGCUGCUUCCGGAGCGCAGCUUUUGGAUUAAAUGUUAGCUAACUGCCUCUGGAGGCUGUACCCCCGAACUGGACCACGGAGCACCCUUCGGUGUAGAUUAAAACUCUCUGAUACACACACACUGUUAGAGGGGCUGGGACGGCUGUCUGGAUGGGGUGCAGAGUGCCACCCCAAGGCAGCCCUCAGCUGUCCGCCCUCUGGGGAUCGCUCCGCUCAAGAAAGCUGUCACCCAGGGGCGCCUGGGUGGCUCAGUCAUUAAGCAUCUGCCUUCGGCUCAGGUCAUGAUCCCAGAGUCCUGGGAUCGAGCCCCACGUCGGGCUCCCUGCUCGGCGGGAGGCCUGCUUCUCCCUCUCCCACUCCCCCUGCUUGUGU
Messenger RNA from Mirounga angustirostris (Northern elephant seal), 4921 nucleotides. It is a transcript of the gene PIK3R6, whose product is annotated as phosphoinositide-3-kinase regulatory subunit 6. Lineage: Eukaryota; Metazoa; Chordata; Mammalia; Carnivora; Phocidae. Gene Ontology annotation, biological process: G protein-coupled receptor signaling pathway; positive regulation of MAP kinase activity. Gene Ontology annotation, molecular function: 1-phosphatidylinositol-3-kinase regulator activity. The transcript has 20 exons. The record is from RefSeq and is a predicted model, not a curated record. Gene Ontology annotation, cellular component: phosphatidylinositol 3-kinase complex, class IB. Bases 263 to 2521 code for a protein of 752 amino acids.